This is a messenger RNA of Acinonyx jubatus (cheetah), 1535 nucleotides long. RefSeq names its product olfactory receptor 51F2-like. The transcript has a single exon. The record is from RefSeq and is a predicted model, not a curated record. Bases 591 to 1535 code for a protein of 314 amino acids. Gene Ontology annotation, biological process: G protein-coupled receptor signaling pathway. Gene Ontology annotation, cellular component: membrane. Lineage: Eukaryota; Metazoa; Chordata; Mammalia; Carnivora; Felidae. Gene Ontology annotation, molecular function: G protein-coupled receptor activity; olfactory receptor activity.
CAUAGAGAGGUGGGCAGAGGAUCCAAAGUGGGUUCUGUGCUGACAGCAGUGAGCUCAAUGUGGGGCUCGAACCCGUAAACUGCAAGACAUGAGCUGAAGUCAGGAGCUCAACCGACUGAGCCAACCAGGUGCCAUAGGACUUUUAAAGCCUUAAUGGACCUCUUAAGGGGAAAAGAGAAGUGAAGAAAAGCAGGAUGAAUUGGCUUUUGUAUUGUCCCAGAGUUGCACAGAAAUAUCCUAUCUGUCCAUGUACAUGGAAUCAUAAAACUGGAAAAUAUGUUAGUUAUCUACUCUAACCUCCUUUUUUACACAUGUAUGUGAAAAUGUGCUGAAGCCUAGAUAUAACAUGUUACUCUUGCUAAAACCCAGGUGUCCUUGUAUAUGAUUUAGUGUUCUGUCUCUUUCCUUAGUUCACCCAAGAUGGACUCCAAAUCUAAGAAAAGGAUAACUGGGUUUGCACUUCCAUUGAAGAACAAGACAAGGCUCACUAGUGAUCCUGGAUUGUAUGAUGUGUAGAAGAGAGUGAAAACAUUUUCCUUGCCUACUUGUAUGGUCCUUUCCUUCAGGGAAAUCUGCUUCCUUCACUCAUCAUGCCAUCCUUCAAUCAGAGCAUUUUCCACCCUGCAGUCUUCUUUCUUACUGGCAUCCCUGGCUUUGAAACUUACCAUGCCUGGCUCUCCAUCCCUUUUUGUUGUCUCUAUGCCAUUGCCAUCUCUGGGAAUGGCAUGAUCCUGUUUGUGAUCUUCACUGAGUCGAGCCUCCAUGAACCCAUGUACUAUUUCCUCUCCAUGCUAUCUUUCACGGACCUAGGACUAUGCCUUUCCACAUUGGUCACCAUGCUGGGUAUUUUCUGGUUCAAUGCUCGAGAAAUUAGUUUUGAUGCCUGCAUUGGUCAAAUGUUCUUUAUCCAUGGUUUCACAUUCAUGGAGUCCUCAGUACUCCUGGCGAUGGCCUUUGAUCGCUUCACUGCCAUCUGUAACCCACUGAGAUAUGCCACAAUCUUAACCAAUUCAAGGAUCAUCAAAGUGGGCUUUGCCAUUGUUAUUAGGGGGACAACGGCUCUAGUGCCUUUACUUCUGCUCCUAAAGCGUCUGUCUUUCUGCCAUAGCCAUGUUCUGCACCAUUCAUAUUGUUUCCACCCUGAUGUGAUGACGCUUUCAUGCACAGACACCAAGAUCAACAGUGCAUUUGGUUUGGCCAUUGUCAUAUCAACUGCUGGCCUAGACUCUGUGUUUAUCCUCCUUUCCUAUGUUCUGAUCAUCCACUCUGUGCUCAACAUGGCCUCCCCAGAGGAGCGGAAAAAGGUCUUUGGUACCUGUGUCUCACACAUAAGUGCUGUUGCCAUCUUCUACAUUCCCAUGAUCAGCUUGUCACUGGUGCAUAGAUUUGGGAAGCAAGCCCCUCCCCUUGUGCACACUCUCAUUGCCAAUGUUUAUCUGCUUAUCCCUCCUGUGAUGAAUCCCAUAAUCUACAGUGUGAAAACCAAGCAAAUUCGUAAGGCAGUGCUCAAAAUAUUCCUUUCUAAGAUGAUUUAG